AUGGUUGCGCCAGCUGUGCCAGAAAUCACCGAGGAGAUUCUCCACGAGUCGAUUGACGCCCGAACCGAAUCGCUUGCCGGUCUUCGAGAGCUUGGUCCUCCUGAUCUCGUCCACCUGCUGAAGCAUGCCGUCCGGAACCCAGCGAAACAGACCGGUGUUUAUCACCAUGUUACCGGUGUCGAUGCGUCUUCCUCGGCCAGUCUUGCCGCAUACAUCAACACCCUGACCUACAAGGAGUCAGGACCUAAUGCGACCAAUAAAAUUGUUGAGGGCUUGUUCUGCUGCUACAAUGCCUUUUCCCGUCUAGACAUGCGCGUGCAUGUUUCCAUCCCUGGAACCGUGGAGAGCUAUUGCGUCGACGAACGAGGCGAGAAGAGGAAGGCCUCGGAGGACCUGUGGUUGGAGACGUACCUGUGCAGCGUCCUGCGAGCAUACUCAUACGCCGACGAUGGCAGUGGCGAUACGAUCCGAAAGAUUAUGGGUGUACGAAGAUUCAACCCUGUGACCAACACCGAGACCGAACACCGUUUCCUCCAUGCUGCCGAACAGCUCUUCUUUAGAGGAUGGCAAUUGGGCUCGGACUCGGUGGUUCAGGUGCCUACCAAUGUUUCCAACCAUUUGACCACAGGUCUCCUCAAGUACCUCGAAACGACCGGCCGAUACGCUUCUGGCAUCAACCUCUUUGAGAAGCUCCGAACGCAGAGUGUUGAAGUUUCGUCUUUGCUGGCAAAGGUCAUGUUCAUGGGACAUGAGGAGGUUUCAGGUGUCAGGACUCUUCACCAGUCCCUGCAAGAAACCCCAAUGGACUAUGUCAUGCUUGACACGCAGGCCGAAUUCCUCAUGCACAAGGCCAACAGCGCUCCCACCCCUGAACUCAGGGAAGAGAGAUUGAAGAUGGCUCUGGGCUGUGCGGAUCGGGCGACGGUUGCUGCUCCCACCGAGUUUAGCACUUGGGCGAGACUCGCGCAGGUUUACGUGGCCAUGGAGGACUGGGACAACGCUCUCACCAUCCUCAACUCGUGCCCCAUGUUUACCUACCAAGACAAGGACACUCCUUUGAUGCCAGAGCCAAAGGAGGUCCAUCUGCCAACCCUCCCCGAGACGAGACUCGACGAGAUUGACAGCGAGCCCGAGUCCAGAUACUCGGAGCAAGUCGAUCCCAGCCUACUCAACCUGCGAGCGGCGUCGUACCGAGGCACCUUUAAGCAGGCGUACGACAUCUUGACUGAGAUGACGGCCAAGAUUGGUUGGGAUCAGCUGUUGAAGAUCCGCAGCAACGUGUUUGUGAUGGAGGAUGAGUACCGCACAGAGAAGCAAGAAGCUACUCAGCCCGCUACAUCAAAACGCACCCCUAGUAUGGAUGGUCUGCGUGGCACACCUGAUCAAACCACCAACGGAGGCGAGGAGUUGGAGAGCGAAACCCCAAAGAAGUCUGCCGAGGUCAGUGCUGAAGCUGGCACUGAGGGAGCCAACGCCCCGGCCACCAACGGCGAAGAGAAUGGCAUUGAGAAGCCUUCCAACACUAUUGACCCUGGCGAGGCCAAGGCAGACAGCGAUGCGGCCAAGAAUGAUGACCAUCUGUCCAAGCUAAACACCAAGCGCCUGUGUGAGCGCUGGCUGGACAGCCUUUUCAUGGUCCUCUACGAAGACCUGCGUGUCUACACAAUCUGGCGUACCCAGAUGGCCCAGUACCGCGCUCAGCAGAUGCAGUACAAGAAGUCGGCAGAGGAGUGGGAGAUUCUGGGUUCUCUUGCUGAGCGUCUCCAGCACGUUGACGAGGCCGUCGAGGCCUACCGGGCUUGUUUGUCGAUCCGAUUCAGUCCCAAGGCUCUAUCGGGCAUCCUACGGGUCUUUGAGAAGACCAAGAGCACGAGGGAGACGGUUGCAUCCGUGAUCCGACUCGUGACAUGGCAGUACCGGUGGUACAGCGAGUUCAGCCCCGAGCUGCUACACACGAUACGAACCUUGAUCGAGGACGAGGGAGCAGUCAAGGUCCGAAGCAUCAUCCAGGCAACCAGCCUGCCCCAGAAUGUGCUGGACCUGACACACCACUACGCUGCGCUGUGCGCGACGUUCCGAAGCAGCGGAACCGACGGUUAG
Molecule: messenger RNA, 2100 nt
Organism: Fusarium keratoplasticum
Lineage: Eukaryota; Fungi; Ascomycota; Sordariomycetes; Hypocreales; Nectriaceae
Exons: 6
Coding region: 1-2100 (699 amino acids)
Biological process (GO): Golgi to plasma membrane transport
Cellular component (GO): exomer complex
Molecular function (GO): protein binding
Source: RefSeq, a predicted model, not a curated record